This is a messenger RNA of Nicotiana tabacum (common tobacco), 2227 nucleotides long. RefSeq names its product peroxisomal (S)-2-hydroxyacid oxidase GLO4. The record is from RefSeq and is a predicted model, not a curated record. Gene Ontology annotation, molecular function: FMN binding; oxidoreductase activity. Lineage: Eukaryota; Viridiplantae; Streptophyta; Magnoliopsida; Solanales; Solanaceae.
GAACCGAUUAGUAUAGUGCAUCAGAAAAAUAAGGAAAGAGAAGAAGAGAGAAAAAAGGUAAAAGAUAUAGACGGGUUUACAUGUUUUGACUACAAACAAUUUCGAAAGAGCCCGUAAUUUCUCAGAUGUUGAGUUUAUUGAUGGGUUUCGACGAGGUUUUGGUUUUUUUAACUAAGGACUUUUAUCUCCUGUUCUUGUCUUAUAUCCUAUAUGACCUGGGAUGCAUUUAAACUCAGCAUUCCAAACUCCAAUUAAUUCAUAUGCUGAAAUCUUCAUUACCGUCAAGUUUAUUGCUAGAAUUUGAUAUCUGCACAAGAAAAGAAAACUGUAUCAAUCACGCGAUUUACUCAAGUUCUCCCUUUCGUUCUCACCCUUCUUGAUCUUUUCCUUGUCCUGUCCCUUUCACCUUUCAUUUUCCCCUUUAUCUCUCUGUUUCUUUUUCUUCACUUCUUUUGUCUUUUCUUUUCUGUCCGUUUUCUUCUUUUGAUUUUUACAAUUCUUAGGCAAUCACAUGAAAUCGACAAAAGUAGCUCCACUUGUGGCACGGACAUCAUAUCAUAUCAAGUGUUACCCUGUUGAUGCUAGAUCAAAAUACUUACUACUAUAAUAUUAAAAAGACAAACAGAAACUUCCAAAGCACAGAGCUAAUCAUUUACAAGUGUUAAAAAAAGUUAUCCAAGUGGCUUGUGCUGUUGUGCACGCAGCGCAAUUCAAGAAGGCUAUCUUUAAGUUCAACUACAGCCAUUAGCAAAUUUGAGCUGUGAACUCUUCUCUGUAUCCUACAGGCUAAAAUGGCAGGUGAAGCAGUUAAUGUGAAUGAAUUUCAAGAGCUAGCUAAGCAAGCUCUUCCAAAGAUGUACUAUGACUUCUUUGCUGGAGGAGCUGAGGAUCAGUAUACACUAAAUGAAAAUAUAGAAGCAUUUCGUAGAAUCACUAUUAGGCCAAGAAUACUUGUUGAUGUGAGCAGAAUAGACAUAUCAACUGUUAUACUCGGUCACAAGACGUCGGCUCCCAUUAUGGUUGCCCCAACUUCCUCACAUCAAUUGGCACAUCCUGAAGGGGAAGUUGCAACAGCUAGAGGUGCUGCAGCAUGUAAUGUUAUCAUGGGAUUGUCAUUUACGGCCACAUGCACCAUUGAGGAGGUUGCUUCAAGCUGCAACGCUGUUCGCUUCUUCCAAACAUAUGUUUACAAAAGGAGAGAUAUAACCGAACUUAUGGUACACAAAGCUGAGAGCAAUGGAUUCAGGGCUAUAAUUCUCACUGCUGAUACUCCAAGGCUUGGCAGAAGGGAGGCUGAUAUAAAGAAUAAGAUGAUUUCACCUCGGUUGAGGAACUUUGAAGGUCUUAUAACAACUGAAGUAGUUUCUGACAAGGGCUCAAAUCUUGAAGCAUACGCUGCAGGAACUCUUGAUCCUUCGCUUUGCUGGAAGGAUAUAGUGUGGUUAAAAUCAGUUACCAAGUUGCCAAUUCUGAUUAAGGGCGUUCUCACUGGUGAAGAUGCAAUAAAAGCAGUUGAAGCAGGAGUUGCAGGAAUUAUUGUCUCUAACCAUGGAGCUCGGCAACUAGAUUAUACUCCAGCUACUAUUUCUGUUCUUGAAGAGGUGGUCAAUGCUGUUCAAGGCAAAGUUCCAGUUCUUCUUGAUGGAGGAAUUAGGCGAGGAACAGACAUAUUCAAGGCGUUAGCACUUGGCGCAAAAGCUGUUCUGAUUGGUCGACCGAUUGUCUAUGGACUGGCCACUAAGGGAGAGUCUGGGGUAAAGCAAGUCAUUGAAAUGCUGAAGAAUGAACUUGAGCAGACCAUGGCGCUUGCUGGCUGCUGCAAUGUGAAUGACAUAACCAGAAGCCAUGUUAAGACAGAGAAAGAAAGGUUCCUUUGUAGGAUGUAGUUUCCAUCCUCUAUUUCUUAAAUGAGUUUAAGUUCUUCGAUGUAAAAAACUAUUUAUAGAAUCAGGUAACUCUAUUUAAGUAGCAUUGAUUAGUAACCUAUGUCCUAUAAUAAGCGGUCAUAUUUCCGCGGACCUACUUAGCUUGUUGGACUCUAACUUCGAUUUCCGAAGCAGAUAUAGGCCAACUGAUCGAUAUGAGAUGCUCCCUUUUGCUUAGCAUUCUCGUACAACUAAUCCACUUUCAGAUGCUAUGCUUUCCUUGUCACCAUUGUAGGAUAAAACUUGAAAGUGGAAAUUAAAAGAUUAUGUAUUGUCUGUAUGAGAAUUGGGUUUUUUAGUUA